Salvia miltiorrhiza (redroot sage) is the source of this 1914-nucleotide messenger RNA. Its product is annotated as protein PTST homolog 2, chloroplastic-like. Lineage: Eukaryota; Viridiplantae; Streptophyta; Magnoliopsida; Lamiales; Lamiaceae. The transcript is spliced from 8 exons. The record is from RefSeq and is a predicted model, not a curated record. The coding region runs from base 197 to 1714 and encodes 505 amino acids.
GUUCUGUAUUUUUUUCUCAUCAAAGAAAUACGCUAAACAAGAAGAAAACAUAUUUUUAGUGUGUCAACCAAUCUCCAAUUAUGACUACAGGUUAGUGAUUCUAGUCAAAAAAUAUUUUCAGAUUAGAAUUUAUGACUACGUAGUAGUGAUUCUAGUAAAAAAUAUUGUGGGAUUAGAAUUUACAGUAAUUACGUGGAUGAGUUGUUACAUGUCAUCCUUCAUAGCUCACACCCAAAUGCUCCGCGUCUCUUUGUUGAAGGCCAGUGUCGUCCCCGCGUGGAAGUUUAAGUGUGAGAAUCUUAGUUUCCGGUUGAGUGAAGAGAGGCGGGCGCUCCAAUUAGGGAUAAAUCUCGAUAAGUCUUUGCGUUGCGGAUGCCAUAAGGACGUGGAGUUGGAGGCGGAGAUAAUGAAUUUCAUGGUGAAGUCGGAGAAACCAUCGAUGUUCCCAACGAAGGAGGAGUUGGUGAGAGCUGGAAGAUUUGAUUUGGUGAUAGCUAUAAAGAAGAGAGGCGGCUGGUAUUCUCUUGGUUGGGACUUCGAAAAUGUGGGAAACGAUGCGGAGGAAAUAACGGAUUCUGAUAUUGCGGACUUCCAGAGGAGAAUUGAGAGUUGUCGUUCCUCGAGUUUCUCUCAUGAGGGUAUCGUGAGCUCUAGUCCUCAAAAUUUGGAUUCGCUUCAGCUGGCUGCUUCAUCUUCAUUGGAUUCAUGUUCAUCACAACAACUUGCUGCUGAUGAAGACUCUGGGAUCGAUGGUAUAUUGAGUAGAUUGGAGAAGCAAAGGAACAGUGAUUUCUCGGAAAAGUUAGGGAGAAAUGGAUAUGAAGCUCAAUCCAAAAGUAUAGAUGAGGGAGAUGACAGGCAUUCUGAUACCCCCUUAGGUUUCGGCGGGACUGAUUUUGAAGAAAACAGCAGACUAAUGCCUUCUUACCACCCCAAUGGCACGUUGGAUUCACCUUGUGACAACAUUACACAUUCUACUGAACCAGAAACUUGGAGAAGUUGGAUGAACAGACGAGCAGGGUUCUCACUUGCCGAGUUUGAAGCUGCAGAGAUUUCUUUGAAAAAAACUCCUGUUGAUACUAAUAAAGAGAGCUAUCAUGAUGGAAUAACUGUAACCACUAAGGAAUAUGCUGAAGAUUUGGACAAAGAGAUCAUCAAUUACAAUGAAAUACGAACUCGGCUUCGGCGACUAGAAUCUGAGCUCACAACAACUCUUUGCUCCAUUAGAUCUAAACGGGAGGAUAGUAUUUCAGAAGAGGUAACUGGAAGCUCGACCGAAUUGCAGUCUCUUUCUGAUGCAGUGGAGUUCCAAGAGAAUGAAGUCAUGAGUGCAAAGCAGCAACUAAGAUCACUAAGGGCAAAGCUGGCUGUAGUAGAGGGGAAAAUGACAUUAGCGAUAAUUGAAGCGCGAAAGAAAGUAGAACUGAAGCAUAAAAAGAAAGGUGAUUCCCGAAAAUCUUUGCAACUUCUUCGGACCACCAGCAUAGUGUGGCCUAAUUCAGCCGCAGAGGUUCUCUUGGCAGGCUCUUUUGAUGGAUGGAAAACUCAGAGAAGGAUGAGAAGAUCAAAGUCUGGCCUGUUUUCGAUAACCUUGAAGCUGUAUCCGGGCAGAUAUGAGAUCAAAUUCAUAGUUAAUGGACAAUGGAAACUCGAUCCUCUGCGCCCUACUGUCAACAACAAUGGACAUCAAAACAACCUUUUCAUCAUUACAUGAAUCUGUACAGAAUUUGUUUGCAUUGCAGGUAGAAAGAUACACCAAAAACCUGGUGUAUUGCUUGCUAUACUAAAGUAAGCUGUAGGAAAUUCGUAUCGAUUCUUUCUAGUGAUUCACCAUGAAUGAUUUUGCUGGUGCUUAUGCAUAACAAUACUAGAAUCAUCUUAACUUUUCAUAGUGAUGUUGCAUAUUCAUUUCUA